This is a messenger RNA of Arabidopsis thaliana (thale cress), 1312 nucleotides long. RefSeq names its product 2-oxoglutarate (2OG) and Fe(II)-dependent oxygenase superfamily protein. The record is from RefSeq and is marked reviewed. NCBI's taxonomy places the organism in Eukaryota, Viridiplantae, Streptophyta, Magnoliopsida, Brassicales, Brassicaceae. The transcript has 4 exons. Gene Ontology annotation, molecular function: iron ion binding; 2-oxoglutarate-dependent dioxygenase activity. The coding region runs from base 122 to 1060 and encodes 312 amino acids.
AUCUUACAAUACAUUUACUCCUUCGUUUUUCUCGAGAAAUCUAGAGAUAAUUAAUAAGGAUCCCGACGAAAUUAAGCUGUCCAAAUUGCUUGACUAGAGAAAAGCCUUUUCAUUGAAGAUAAUGGCGGAAGUAAAUGGAGUCAUUCCAACAAUAGACUUGGAAGAGGUUAAUGAUCAGAUUCUGAAUGAGAAAAUCCGUGAAGCGAGUGAGAGAUGGGGAUGUUUCACGGUGAUAAACCAUGGAGUUUCUUUGUCUUUGAUGGCUGAGAUGAAGAAGACUGUUAGAGAUCUCCAUGAACGUCCAUAUGAGAUGAAACUGCGAAACACCGAUGUGUUACUAGGGAAUGGUUACAAGCCUCUAAGUGAGUUCAAUCCUUUUUAUGAAUCAUUUGGUCUUUUUGACAUGGCAUCUCCUCAAGCUGUCAAUAGUUUUUGUGAUAAACUCGACGCCUCGCCAGAUCAAAGGGAGAUUUUGCUAAAGUAUGCAAAAGCUACUGAUGAUCUUGCGAGGAGUCUAGCAAGGAGAUUAGCGGAGAGCUACGGAGUGGUAGAGCCCAAUUUUUUGAGAGGAUGGCCAAGCCAAUUUCGGAUGAACAAAUAUCAUUUUAAACCGGAUUCUGUUGGAAAACUCGGUGUGAUAUUACACACGGAUCCUGGUUUCUUGACAAUUCUUCAAGGUGAUGAGGAUGUUGGUGGACUUGAAGCCAUGGACAACUCUUCAGGAUCCUUUUUCCCCAUACACACAUUGCCGAACACGCUUCUUGUCAACCUUGGUGACAUGGCUACGAUAUGGAGCAAUGGAAGGUUAUGCAAUGUGAAGCAUAGAGUGCAAUGCAUAGAGGCAAAAAUGAGGAUUACUAUUGCUUCGUUCCUAUUAGGACCAGUGGAUAGAGAUCUUGAAGCUCCAGAUGAAUUUGUGGAUGCUGAACAUCCGCGACUAUACAAGCCUAUCAGUGACGGAGGACUAAGAAAGAUUAGACUUAGCAAGCAUCUUCAUGCUGGCGAAUCUCUCAAGUUCAUAACCAUAAAUGAGUUAAGUGACGUCCCAAAGAUAGAUUAAGCGGACUAUUAAAUGUACCAACAUAUAUCUGUCUUCAAAUAUUUUAAUUCUCAUAUUUUUAUUUUUUGUUACCCUGAAUAAUGUAAUAAAUUUCGUUGUGCUUAUAGUAUCACGCACGCUUUCUAUUCCAGUCAUCCCGCUCGAAUAUACAUGCAUACGAGUUACAAUGAUAAGACAAUGUAUUAUAUAUAUGAAUAUAAUUAAAUGUAAUCAAUAAUUCAAGGGCUUAUAUAUAAUAAGAUAAGACAUAGG